UCAAGAGAAUUACCUUAACCUCCUGGAAUUCAUGCAUAGGGAAGUUGAGCUUGCUCCAACUAUCCCAACAAAAUACCUUUGAAUACCAGGGCAUCAAGGGGACGAUUUGUCUAUUACCUUUUGGAGGACUCGAUUGCCUCGACGACUGUGUUGGCGCCCGUUCAACUUCAACAAACUGGGGCACAACGCUGUACCAUCUCGCCAGACACAGGCAAACGACGACCUUCAGGCUUCGACUUCACCUCCCCUUCGCCAACGGAUGAUCAACUACACAUAAGAAAGUUUUACGAUUCCUACAAUGCCUACAGGCUUUCUUUCCUUCCAAACGGGCGACGUCGAUCACAACCUGCCCUAAUAUAAUCCUGGAGAAACUGUCGAUCCUCGCACUCAUUCACCAAGUAAGAAUCGAUCCGUGCUGACUUGUGUCUUUACAUCACGCAUCUAGUUGAAGAUCUGUAGCGCGUUAUUCACAUCGCUAUGGCCUCUGCGCCGCUAAAAGCCGAGAAUCAAUUGUCGUUUGCUGAAGUUGCUGCUUCCGAGGUAAAGGAGAAUACUGCAUUAUCCUAUGCUAAAAUGGCGGCGGCGAACCCCGCACGAAAUGCUCCUUUGUCAGAGACAAAUGAAAGUAGUAGCAAGAAUGCUACGGGUAGUUCGAGACAACAAACAACCAAUGGCGGAACAAAGUCGGAUGAACAGGCGAAUGCUGAUGAGAAGUUGGCGGACACAUUCAAUUCGAUUAGCCUAGCUCCAAGCCUUGUUGUAAACGGAUCAGGCACAGAUGCUGACGGAGAAGAAAGAGACAUAUUUGGAGAGGGGUCUGCAGAAUAUCCUUUUCAACGCACGGAUUCUGGAUCAGAUGCCUGGACAAAACCACCGAGCCUUGAUGGGAAGAGCAUCACCUCUGGGACAACAUUUGCCUUGGACGAGAAAGAAUCGUUGAGGCCAGAUGAUAGUGCCAGUGUAAAAGCAGCUGAAGACGAUGAUACGUGUUCAGGCCGUGGUUCUAUUGUAGCUGGUUCCCGAAUCGGGUCAGAAGCUGCCGCUCGCGCAUAUCGCGCCCAAACACACGAGAUUGCAGACAGGAGGGCAGUAAUCCCUGCUCUCGAAUCACGAGCCCAAGGAAUUAUGACUCCUCAAAGCGGUUCGUCUGGACCCCCAGUAGCUGGUGAUCUCAGCUUGAAGCCUCUGGCCAGCCCUGUAGCAGCUGCAGAAGGAUUCAACCUUUUCUAUAAGCACACUCCCGAUGAGAAACUUAUAGAAGCUUUGGAAUCUCCAAAGGAUCGCAUAUUUCUGUUGCGACUUGAACAGGACGUGAUAGAAUUUGUCAAGGAUUCGAAGGAACCUUUCAUCGAUCUACCACCUUGCAAUUCAUUUUGUAGAAUGCUAACCCACAAAUUGGCCGAUUAUUACCAUAUGACCCACCAGUUUGAUGCUGUGGCAGGUUCAGUCCGUAUAUUCCGGACGCCGUUCUGCCGAUUACCGCAGUCACUCACGAGUAUUUCAAAUCCUCCAACUACUGGACAUACACCUCCUCCGACUGUUCCCGCAAUGAAAAUUAUGCGCAGGGGGGGUGACAAUGGUGGUAGCCCUUCAAAACCGACCUCUGAGACGGGCAGUGACGGAAAAGACAAAUCUUUGUCUGCAAAAGAGAAAUUGUCUCGUGAGGAACGUGAAGCUGCAUAUAACAAAGCCCGAGAGAGGAUUUUUGGAAACACAGAGAAGAGCGGCGAUGCAACUCCAGACACUGAAGAUGGCAACGACAUUUCGCGAUCUAGCUCAGUUUCUGGAAAAGCUAAGAGAGGAAAGAUGGUUAAAAAGCAUCGUACGGAUUCAGAGAGCUUUGAUGUCCGGUCUCAAUACACGCCCUUCUUUCCUCCACAACAGCCACAGCCGUGGACACCUACACAGCCUGGAACCAUAGGUGCCCCGCAGUACACCAACGUGCUGCAGAAUUCAUUCUCAGGCCCGGCAGCGCCACAAUACGGCCCUACUCCACCGCACUUCCACCCUUCUAUGGUUGCUGGAGGCGCGCCUACAGCUUAUCACCAGAUGCCACAGCAAUUCCCAAGGUCUAGCCCCCCAAACUACCAGAACCACGGCGCAUCUGUACUUCCAUACGGUCCUAUGAUGCAAAACUCUCCGCAGCAGGCAGGGCCAUGGCCCCACAUGGGCUAUCAAGCACCCUUCCAGCCUCGCGGACCCAUGCCAGCUGGGCAGACAAUCCCAUACGCAUAUGGACAACUGCCAAGCACCAUCAACCCGGCCGACCCCAAAAGUCAGCACCCAAUACCAGGAAGUUUCAACAGGCACGCCUUCAAUCCCAAGACCCAGUCAUUUGUUCCGGGCAACAAUGGGCCCCCGAUGCCGCAACCCUUACCCCACCAGGGGUCACCCCACCCUCAAUAUACUGGCUAUAAUACUCCUCAGCAAUUCGGCAACGGCGUUGGAUAUAACAUGAGCCGCCAGAGCUCUAAUGCAUCUUUGCCAUCCUAUCACGCAUCACCACAUAUGCCGCCGAGGCCCAUGAUUCACCAAGGGAUAAUCAACAAUCAAAACCCUGUUCCUAUCCCGAAUCAGAAUAACAACCAUCUCCCACAUUUUGGCAACAUGGGCCCAUUACCCCCCAAGCCACCACCAACUGCCUGAAGAAUUUGGAAUUUAAAAUGGACCACAGGCGAAUAUCUUGUCAAUGAUGGCGUUCGGUAGUACCAUAGAUGGAGCUCGCAUAGGGAAUGGUGUCAAAAGGGGCCGCGGUGGGCUAUUGGGAUGACGGAUCACCCUGCUACUAUGAAUAAAUGGAAG
Molecule: messenger RNA, 2802 nt
Organism: Pseudogymnoascus destructans
Lineage: Eukaryota; Fungi; Ascomycota; Leotiomycetes; Thelebolales; Thelebolaceae
Exons: 7
Coding region: 478-2646 (722 amino acids)
Biological process (GO): galactose metabolic process
Molecular function (GO): nucleic acid binding
Source: RefSeq, a predicted model, not a curated record